AUGGCAAGGCUAUUAAGUUCAUCUUCCACACUCUUUUUUGUCCUAUUUCAUAUGGGAUUUAUUGUAUUGGCCUCAAAUGUCAAAGCAAGUACCGCUUUUGGCUUCACAAAUAAGACAGACAGACAAGCCUUGCUAGCCAUCAAGGAUCAAAUUCUCGAGGACCCCUACAGGGUCCUUAGUUCAUGGAAUGAUUCUGUCCACUUCUGUAAUUGGCAAGGAGUUACUUGUAGUCAUCGGCAUCAGAGAGUGACCAUUUUAAACUUGUCAUCCAAAAACUUUGUGGGUUCCAUUUCUCCUCAUAUAGGAAACCUUACCUUUCUUAGAGGCAUCUAUCUCCAAAAUAACAGCUUCCAUGGCACCAUUCCCCCAGAAAUUGGUCGAUUGUCGCGAUUGCAACAGCUUUGGAUUAACAUAAACUCUUUCCAAGGUGAGUUCCCUACCAAUCUGACUUCUUGCUUAAACCUACGAGUCAUCAACAUAUCCAAAAACAAUCUAGGAGGAAAAAUUCCUAGCAAGCUAGGCUCAUUGUCUAAUCUCUUCGGAUUGAAUCUUUUCAUGAAUCAUUUCACUGGCAAUAUCCCACCUUCACUUGGGAAUCUCUCUGCACUUCGUAUACUUAAUCUAAACAAAAACAAUCUGGAGGGAAGCAUUCCUUUCGAGUUUGGACAGCUUUUAAACUUACAGAUUCUUCAAUUGUCUACUAACAAUUUGUCUGGUGUCGUUCCUAUCCCACUAUACAAUAUCUCAUCCAUCAUAUUCUUUGUCCUAGCUUUGAACCAAUUACAUGGAAGUCUCCCUCCAGAUUUGGGGUUGACCCUUCCAAACUUGCAACAAAUUUUAUUGGGAAUUAACCAAUUCUCUGGGACUAUUCCUCCAUCACUAGUCAAUGCUUCAAGAAUUAUAAGUAUUGAUAUUUUUAGAAAUGCCUUUACUGGUCCUGUGCCAAUGAAUUUGGGAAGCCUUCUUUAUCUAGAUUGGCUUGACUUUGGAGUUAACACACUUGGAACUAAUCAAGACAACGACUUGAGUUUCAUCAAUUCUUUAGUCAAUCGUACAAAUCUAAGAAGUCUGAUUUUAAGUGACAACAAUUUCCGAUGUCAAUUGCCCAAUUCCAUUGGAAAUUUAUCUAGCAAGCUUACCACACUGAGUGUGUCAAACAACAGUAUAUAUGGAAUCAUCCCAGAGGGGAUUGGGAAUCUCAUUAAUUUAGAGAGUUUAGGAUUAGCUGAGAACAUGUUCACAGGCAGCAUUCCUAGAUACAUUGGUAAACUCUCCAAGUUGAUACAACUCUUCCUUCCAGAAAAUAACAUUUCUGGAAAAAUUCCAACAUCAAUUGGGAACAUUUCUCGAUUAAGUUUUCUUUCCAUAUCAGUGGAUAUGCUGGAGGGAAGCAUACCAGUUUCUUUGGGUGACUGCAAAGACCUACAAGCAUUAGAUCUUGGAUAUAAUCGUCUCACAGGGCAAAUACCACUACAAGUUCUUGAUCUCUCUUCCCUUUCAAUUGUUCUUGUCUUGCGUCAUAAUCAUCUAACUGGGCCACUACCACCACAAGUAGGUAACCUGAAAAAUCUAGCAGUGUUGGAUAUUUCGGGAAACAAGCUGUCAGGUGAAAUCCCAAGCACACUUGGAGAUUGUCUAGUUUUGCAGCUCUUGCUUAUGGAUGGUAACCUUUUUGAAGGCACGCUUCCAUCAUCUCUGAAGCAAUUAAGAGGUAUUGAUGUUCUAGAUCUUUCUCGUAAUAAUUUUUCCGGGGAGAUUCCAAGCUUUCUAGGCGAGUUCCCAUUCAUUCAGAAUCUCAACCUUUCAUAUAAUUCAUUCGAGGGUGUAGUUCCAUCUGAAGGGGUGUUCAUGAAUACUACUGUGUUUUCAAUUUUGGGAAAUAACAAGCUUUGUGGAGGAAUCAAGGCAUUGAAAUUGCCUGAAUGUCCUGCAAAAUUCUCUGAUAAAAAAGCAGAGUUAUCUGGUCAUGGAUUGAUAAUUAUUGUGAUCAGUAUCACUCUUUCUGUUGCAUUGUUAAUAGCAUGUGUUUGUGCUAUUCUUUGUCGAACCAAAAAGACAAAAGGAAGAUCCUAUUCAGACCUUCAGUUGGGAAAUUGGUAUCCAACACUCUCUUAUGCAGAACUUCUUCAAGCUACUAAUGGAUUCUCUACAUCCAACUUGAUUGGUCAGGGGAGAUAUGGUUCUGUUUAUAAAGGAAUUCUCAAACUUAGUGAACAAGAAGUUGCUGUGAAGGUACUCAACCUCCAACAACGUGGAGCCGACAAGAGUUUUUUGGCUGAAUGUGAAACAAUGAAGAACAUUCGCCACCGCAAUCUUCUCAAGAUCAUCACAUCUUGCUCGAGCAUAUGUUUCAAAGGAAACGAUUUCAAGGCCUUGGUCUUUGAGUUCAUGCCAAAUGGAAGUUUAGAGAGCUGGUUACAUCCAAAUUUUUCUGAGCAACAAAAUUCGAAGUACUUGGAUCUAAUCGCAAGGCUAAACAUUGCCAUCGAUGUGGCGUCUGCAUUAGAUUAUCUUCACCAUCAUUGUGGAAGAACAAUCAUUCAUUGUGAUUUAAAGCCAAGCAAUGUUCUUCUUGACAAGGAACUAUGUGCCCAUGUAGGCGAUUUUGGCCUGGCGAGAUCUUUUCUAACUACCGAUGAAUAUGGUAUGGGCGCAAAUGUUUCAACACAAGGAGAUGUGUACAGCUUUGGGAUCCUUUUACUAGAGAUGUUUACUGGAAAAAAUCCAACCAACAGCAUGUUUACAAACAAUUUAAGUCCUCAUAACUAUGCUAAGACGGCACUUCCAGAUAGAGUGAUGGCGAUUACUGACUCUGAACUCAGAUCAGGAUUUGUAGCUGCUUCUAUAAGGACAAGCCAAUGCAACAUUGUUAGAUUAGAGGAGUGCUUGGUGUCAAUCUUUCAAAUUGGAGUAAUAUGUUCUGCUGAAUUGGCAAGUGAAAGGAUGGAUAUUAGGGAUGUUCUCUUGGAACUCCACAUGAUUAGAAAUUUGUUUUUGCAGAAGGAAGAGAGGGUGUGA
Molecule: messenger RNA, 3018 nt
Organism: Cornus florida
Lineage: Eukaryota; Viridiplantae; Streptophyta; Magnoliopsida; Cornales; Cornaceae
Product: putative receptor-like protein kinase At3g47110
Exons: 2
Coding region: 1-3018 (1005 amino acids)
Biological process (GO): protein phosphorylation
Molecular function (GO): protein binding; ATP binding; protein kinase activity
Source: RefSeq, a predicted model, not a curated record